AUGCCUGAGCCUCGCCAACUGAAAAUUGUUUGCAUUGGCGCCGGGUAUGUCGGUGGCCCGACGAUGGCAAUUAUCGCCAAGCAGUGCCCAGACUUCACUGUGUAUGUGAUGGACAUCUCUGAGGAGAGGAUCGCUGCGUGGAAUGCCCCCAUCUCUUCCCCAGGGGAAAAUUCAGGACUGCCCAUCUACGAGCCUGGGCUGGCCGAAAUUGUGUACGAAGUACGCGACAAGAAUCUUUUUUUUACCUGCGACAGGAACUGCAUGAAGGGGGCUGAUGUGAUCUUUGUGGCGGUUAAUACCCCAACGAAGGAGAAUGGCGUCGGUGAGGGGUUUGCUGCGGAUCUCACGUACGUCGAAAAUUGUGCACGUCUCAUUGGGGAGACCGUUGUCGAGGGUCAUUACGUCGUGGUUGAGAAGUCCACAGUGCCGGUGCGUUGCAGCAUUUCCAUUCGCCGCAUCCUCAGCGCCCACAGGAAGAGCGACAAGGUUUCCUUCUCCAUCAUCAGCAACCCGGAGUUUCUCGCGGAGGGGACGGCAGUCCGGGACCUUCUGGAACCCGACCGUGUACUCAUCGGCGGCGAUGACGAGGCGUCCAUUGAACUGAUCUCCUCCAUCUACGAGCGAUGGGUGGACAAGUCGCGUAUUAUUUGCACAAAUUUGUGGUCCAGCGAACUUUCCAAACUCGUUGCGAACGCGUUUCUGGCUCAGCGCAUCUCUUCUAUCAACUCCAUCACGCCGCUGUGUGAGAUGACAGGGGCCGAAAUUACGGAGGUGCGCCAGGCUGUCGGCGGCGAUAGACGCAUUGGAGAUCUUUUUCUUAACCCAUCGGUUGGUUUUGGUGGCUCAUGCUUUCAGAAGGAUAUUCUUAACCUUGUGUAUUUGUGCCAGUCACUCUCCCUCAACGAGACGGCGGAGUAUUGGUCGCAGGUUGUAAAGAUGAACAACUACCAGAAGGAACGAUUUUACCACAAGAUUGUCAAGAACUCUUUUGGCACCGUUCGAACAAAAACCAUGGCCAUCAUGGGCUUUGCCUUCAAGAAGGACACCGGGGACACACGUGAAAGCGCUUCCAUUUACAUUUGUGCGCGACUGCUGGAGGAGGGCGCCAUGCUGCGCAUUUACGACCCCAAAAUAAAGAGGGAGCGGGUGAUAAUGGAGCUCGAGAACUUCUUUAAUACGGAACACCUGCUUAAAAGCUGCACGUACGAUCGAUUAAAGAGAGAUGCGGUGACGCACAGUAGAGAAAGUGUUGAGAAUAUGUUGAAGAAUGUAGUGGUUGUUGAUUCUGCCCUGGAGGCGUCCAUAAAUGCAAGCGCAAUUGUUAUUUUGACGGAAUGGAGCGAGUUUACGACGAUGGACUACGCGAGGCUCUAUGAGGUGAUGAAGAAGCCUGCGAUGGUCUUUGACGGCCGUCUUGUCGUCGAUGAGAAGAAACUGAUGUCAAUUGGGUUUGAAGUGUACGCCAUUGGCAAGCCGCAGGUAUCCAGUCGCGACAGUUUCAUUUGA
Trypanosoma cruzi is the source of this 1506-nucleotide messenger RNA. Its product is annotated as UDP-glucose/GDP-mannose dehydrogenase family, NAD binding domain, putative. Gene Ontology annotation, molecular function: UDP-glucose 6-dehydrogenase activity; NAD binding. The record is from RefSeq and is a predicted model, not a curated record. NCBI's taxonomy places the organism in Eukaryota, Euglenozoa, Kinetoplastea, Trypanosomatida, Trypanosomatidae. Gene Ontology annotation, cellular component: nucleus; cytosol. Gene Ontology annotation, biological process: polysaccharide biosynthetic process; glycosaminoglycan biosynthetic process. The transcript has a single exon. The coding region runs from base 1 to 1506 and encodes 501 amino acids.